GGUAAGGGACCCGGCCGCCGCCGCCUAGUCUCACUCCUUCCUUUCCCAGAGCAAGCUUCCGAAAGCGUGGGGGCCGUCUCCGCUCCACAGCGCCUCAGCCCCGCUCGCCCGGCGGUAGCGGCGCUGGGCUGAGGCGGAGUCUCCUCUGGCGGAGACGGGCAGCGGCUUCUUUUCCGCCUGGUUCGGGCGGGCGGCUCGCGGCCGCCUCGGGCUACUUGCUUCCGGAUCGACGCCUCGGCCCCGAUAAGCGCCCGUUCCCGGACCCCGUCCCCGCGGUGGUAAGGGCGCCCACACGCGAGAUCCCCGGGGAGCCGCCCGGUCGCCGGCUGCCGGGGGUGGCCGAGGCUCCUCUGGGCGCGAUCCGUUCCCACCCGCGCCCCUUCCUCGUCGCCGCCCCGCUCCCGCCCGAGAUAAUGACUCGGUGGCUGCGGGCAUUGCAGUGGCGCAGAACAUCCAGUCAUGGAUAAAAAUGAGCUGGUGCAGAAGGCCAAACUGGCCGAGCAGGCUGAGCGAUAUGAUGACAUGGCAGCCUGCAUGAAGUCUGUAACUGAGCAAGGAGCUGAAUUAUCCAAUGAGGAGAGGAAUCUUCUCUCAGUUGCUUAUAAAAAUGUUGUAGGAGCCCGUAGGUCAUCUUGGAGGGUCGUCUCAAGUAUUGAGCAAAAGACGGAAGGUGCUGAGAAAAAACAGCAGAUGGCUCGAGAAUACAGAGAGAAAAUUGAGACCGAGCUAAGAGAUAUCUGCAAUGAUGUACUGUCUCUUUUGGAAAAGUUUUUGAUCCCCAAUGCUUCACAAGCAGAGAGCAAAGUCUUCUAUUUGAAAAUGAAAGGAGACUACUACCGUUACUUGGCCGAGGUUGCUGCUGGUGAUGACAAGAAAGGGAUUGUGGAUCAGUCACAACAAGCAUACCAAGAAGCUUUUGAAAUCAGCAAAAAGGAAAUGCAACCAACACAUCCUAUUAGAUUGGGUCUGGCCCUUAACUUCUCUGUGUUCUAUUACGAAAUUCUGAACUCCCCAGAGAAAGCUUGCUCUCUUGCAAAGACAGCUUUUGAUGAAGCCAUUGCUGAACUUGAUACAUUAAGUGAAGAGUCCUACAAAGACAGCACGCUAAUAAUGCAAUUACUGAGAGACAACUUGACAUUGUGGACAUCGGACACCCAAGGAGACGAAGCUGAAGCAGGAGAAGGAGGGGAAAAUUAACCGGCCUUCCAACUUUGUCUGCCUCAUUCUAAAAUUUACAUAGUAGACCAUUUGUCAUCCAUGCUGUCCCACAAAUAGUUUUUUGUUUACGAUUUAUGACAGGUUUAUGUUACUUCUAUUUGAAUUUCUAUAUUUCCCAUGUGGUUUUUAUGUUGAAUAUUAGGGGAGUAGAGCCAGUUAACAUUUAGGGAGUUAUCUGUUUUCAUCUUGAGGUGGCCAAUAUGGGGAUGUGGAAUUUUUAUACUAGUUAUAAAUGUUUGGCAUAGUACUUUUGGUACAUUGUGGCUUCACAAGGGCCAGUGUUAAAACUGCUUCCAUGUCUAAGCAAAGAAAACUGCCUACAUACUGGUUUGUCCUGGUGGGGAAUAAAAGGGAUAAUUGGUUCCAGAUACAGGUGUAGUUUUUGUGGGUACUUUAAGGUUUGGAGCACUUACAAGGCUGUAGUAGAAAUGGGUAUUCUGUAGAUAGUACAUAUUGAACCAUGAGUAUCUGUGGAAUACUCUCAAUGUGCACACCUUUGACUACAGUUGCAGAAGUGUUCCUUUAAUUGUGACCCAAUUUACUCUGGAUAAGGGCAGAAACGGUUCACAUUCCAUUAUUUGUAAAGUUACCUGCUGUUUGCUUUCAUUAUUUUUGCUACACUCCUUUUAUUUGUAUUUAAAUGUUUUAGGCAACCUAAGAACAAAUGUACAAGUAAAGACGCAGUAAAAAUGAAUUGCUUGAUAUCCAUUACUUUAUGUAUAUCAAGUACAGCAGCAAAAUAAAAAUCCCAUGUAUUUAACUUUUUUUAGGGUUUUUUUUGUUUUGUUUUUUGUUUUGGGGUUUUUUUUUUGCUUUUGUGAUUUUUUUUUUUUUUUUUUGAUACUUGCCUAACAUGCAUGUGCUGUAAAAAUAGUUAACAGGGAAAUAACUUGAGAUGAUGGCUAGCUUUGUUUAAUGUCUUAUGAAAUUUUCAUGAACAAUCCAAGCAUAAUUGUUAAGAACACGUGUAUUAAGUUCAUGUAAGUGGAAUAAAAGUUUUAUGAAUGGACUUUUCAACUACUUUCUCUACAGCUUUUCAUGUAAAUUAGUCUUCUGGUUCUGAAACUUCUCUAAAUUGUACAUUUUUGGAAAUUUAUUCCUUAUUCCCUCUUGGCAGCUAAUGGGCUUUUACCAAGUUUAAAUACAAAGUUUAUCGUAACAAAAUACUACUAAUAUAACUACUACUGUUCCCAACCAUGUCCCAUAUUCCUCCCCUCCCCUGGGUGGGGGGAGAAAGUUUUGUAUUUUGUUUGUUUGGUUUGGGGGGUUUUUUUUGGUUUGUUUUUUUUUUUUUUUCAGAGACGGGAUUGAUUGGAAAAAAGUAAUGUGUUCCAUUUAAAAUUUUGGUAUACGGCAUUUUCUAACUUAGGAAGCCACCAUGUUCUUGGCCCAUCAUGACAUUGGGUAGCAUUAAGUUUUGUGCUUCCAAAUCACUUUUGUUUUUAAGAAUUUCUUGAUAUUGUUAUAGCCUGCCUUCAAUUUUGAUCCUUUAUUCUAUUUGUCAGGUGCACAGGAUUACCUUUUUUAGCCUUCCGUCUUGUCACCAACCAUUCCUACUUGGUGGCCGUGUACUUGGAAAAAAGGCCGCAUGAUCUUUCUGGCUCCACUCAGUGUCUAAGGAUACCUUGCUUCCUUUGCUUGCAUCCCACAAACUAUUUCCCUCAUCCUAUUUACUGCAGCAAAUCUCUCCUUAGUUGAUGAGAUUGUGUUUAUCUCCUUGUAAGCCCUACCUAUCCUGAAUGGUCUGUCAUUGUCUGCCUUUAAAAUCCUUCCUCUUUCUCUCUUUAAAUAAUGAUGGGGCUAAGUUAUACCCAAAGCUCACCCUCAGACUAUUUUCCUCAGUACCUUGCAGAAAACACCAAACAAAAAUAUCAUUUUAAAAGAGGUGUAUUUUUUUUUUCUUUUAGAAUGUAAGCUCCUCAAGAGCAGGGACAAUGUUUUCUGUAUGUUCUAUUGUGCCUAGUACACUGUAAAUGCUCAAUAAAUAUUGAUGACGGGAGGCAGUGAGUCUUGAUGAUAAGGGUGAGAAACGGAAAUCCCAAAUAACUGUUUUGUUGCUUGUUUUAUUAUGACCUCAGAUUAAAUUGGGAAAUACCAGCCCUUUGGCACAGUUGUCCCAAAUACUACAUUCAAAUAAAAGUGCAAUGGAGGCCUUGGGGUCUUUCUUUCAAGGCGAAAAGAUCUCUUAUGCAUUGGGGCAAAAUAAUCAUCUUCAUGGCUCUUUUUUUAAACUGAUUUCUCCUGAGCCCCAGGCCAAGGACAUGAAGUAAUUGUUUAUAGCUAAGGAGCAUUAAACUAGACUUGAGGAGAUGGAUUUCAUUCAAGUAUAAAUAAAAACUAAAGCUUGUCACAUUUGCCUAUUUAUGUGCAUUAGUCUUCUAAACUAGUUUGAUUCUGAAAUAAAUUGUGAUAAUACUUAAUAUUAGCUGUUAAUGUUUCUACGUACUAGUGCCCAAUAGAUGAAGGAAGAUUCCAACCUGAGAUUUUUUUGCCUUGGGAUUUGAAUAAUAAAUUUUUAUGACAUUUCUUUAAUUGUCCCAAAUCCAGGCUUCAUGUCUGUUUUUGUCACUAUAACAUUGAUAUUUCCAGGAAAUUGGAGAAAACAACGUAUUUUCUGUGUGUGGAGUAUUGGGAUUGUUAAAAAAAAAAAAAUGUCUGCUUCACAGUUGCCCUUUUGAGAGAGGAGCCGCAUUGAGAUCAGUUGAAAGGAUGGACUUGGCUACAGCUCUUACCUAUGGUCCUAGCUUUUCCAUUUAAUAGUUCUGCUAUUACGUCAUGCUCUAAAGAUCAUAGAAAUGGUGAGGGGGGAGUAUAAGAGAAAAAGAAUGUCAAGUAGUUUAACUAGAGGGCCUCCAAUUUUUUUCCUUCCUGUCUUCCCUACAAAAUAGUCACCAAUCCUGCCAUGGCCCAAAACAUACUUAAAACUAAUAAUGGCCAGUUUGGAAUCUGCAGUCUUCAAUUAUUUGUGGUUAAACCUGCAUUUGAGAGUGAAACUUCGAUUGAAUAAUUGAACUCUUACCAACAGUGAAAAGCCUCUGGGUGCAAAUCGAAGAAUUUUGGAGACUUUUCCAGCAGUGGCAGUUAUCAUUGAAACAGUUUCAUAUCUACAUUAGGGGAGAACAGCACUUCAUUUGGAUGCAAGUACAUUAAUCACUGCAUGAGAGUCUAUACAGUGUGUUAGGAACUUCCUCCUGACUGGUGCUGUGUACUGAGAAGAUAGUCUUACAAAACAUUCCUGCAGAGAAAGAUCAAGGAACCAUAAAUUGCUUUAUUUUGUUGUAUGUAGGAAAAUAAGUGGUGGAAUUGAAACCUCUAUAGUUUUAAGGGGGUCUCUGAAACUGGGCGUUUGGAAGAUGGCUAGACGUGGGUCUUUUUCUAAAUGUGAAAUUAAUGUCAAUAAAGUACUCUUCCCUUCUCUUUAG
Mirounga angustirostris (Northern elephant seal) is the source of this 4640-nucleotide messenger RNA. It is a transcript of the gene YWHAZ, whose product is annotated as tyrosine 3-monooxygenase/tryptophan 5-monooxygenase activation protein zeta. The transcript has 6 exons. The record is from RefSeq and is a predicted model, not a curated record. Gene Ontology annotation, biological process: signal transduction; intracellular protein localization. Gene Ontology annotation, cellular component: cytoplasm. Lineage: Eukaryota; Metazoa; Chordata; Mammalia; Carnivora; Phocidae. Bases 460 to 1197 code for a protein of 245 amino acids.